UUAUCAUGUUAUCAAAAAAAAUUAAAGGACAAAUUGCUGUGAAUGCUGACUGGCAAUGACUGUGUUCUUUUGCUGAAUUACUGGUGAAAAUGGCAAGCUGUGUAGUAUGUGUAAAGUUUUCCGAAAAGCCUGGCCGUCCUCGUUUAGAUGGGGUAGAUCUUGGUUCCGCUGUAGCAGAGUUCAGACAAAGAGUUUCGAGUGUAUUUGACAUUCCGGCGACAGAUAUUAAUCUGGUUUAUUGUGGAAAGUUGAUGAAAGAUUCUGACACUCUAUCAGGAUGUGGUGUGAAGGCAGGAUGUACUGUGUACAUUCUAAGAAAGAAGCUUCCAGAGCCUGAGGUCAAACCAGAACCUCUGGAUGAUAAUGGAAUCCGUCAACUCUUGAACGCACUUCAUGCUGCCCUACUGAACCCAGCGCAUAGGCAAGCUGUACACAAGAUUCUGACAAGCCCUGAAACAAUUGAUAACAUCAUUGCUGCUACACCUGGGAUGGCAACAGAUCAUAUCGCUAUGUCCAUGCUGAGGGACCCGCAACUCCUUGUUCAAGUGGCUGAUCCAGACAAUGUCAGAAGGAUUGUGAAAGCUCAUCCAGCGAUCGGUCACGCUGUGAUGCACAUAGCAGCGUCGGUCACUGAGGAGGCUGCCCUCAGUGGCAGAGGGGGUACUCUCGGACAAGAAACUCCAUUAGAUCCUGCCUUCUUCCCUGAUCUGACUUCUGAUGAAGAGAUGGAAACAGCUGAGGGUGGACCCAGCACAAGCCAGGGUACAGGUCAAAGAUCAAGAGGUCAAGGAGGCAUCACCACGGCACAGCUCACUGCUGCGCUGGCUGCGGCAGGAGUGGGUAGACAGGGCAAUGCAGGGAUGAUGUUAAGACCGUUUGAAGGACAAGUGAGCAGUGGGGGCAACCAACCCUCAGCCCCCGGCCAGCCUGCCAACCAGGGUGCUGCCCCAUCCCAAGGAGCAGGAGGAGGAGGAGGAGGGGCACAGUCUCUCCUCACAGCAGAUAUCUUCAGACAAGCAAUGAGUCAAGCUCUACAGGGAGCUCAGACUCAGAGAGGAAGAGGACCAGGGGACACCACUGAUGGGGGUACAUCAGCACCCCCUGUUCAAAACUUUGAGUCCCAAAUGCAGCAACUGAGAGACAUGGGACUGACAGAUGACGCUACAAAUCUGAGAGCGCUACAAACAACAGGUGGUGAUUUACAAUCAGCUUUACAUCUCAUUCUGGAAGGCAGGCUGUGAUGUAUGGACUGGUAAUACUAGAAUGAGAGUACUAAAAGCUAUGGGAUAGAUCUUCAGGCAGCAUUGCAUCUCAUUCUAGUGGGAAUGGUGUAUAUGGGCCAUUUAUUAUAAAGCCUUUUGAUUAAUCGUAAGGUUGAUAUUGAGCGUGGGUCUAUGGCCUAUCGUGUAUUGAUCAAACUUAAGAUAUGAUACGGGGCCUAGAAGUGUGGAUGUUUGUGGGGUGGGGGGCGUGGAGUACAUGCAAUUGAGCACUGUAAAAGCUACAUUAUCUCAGUCCCAAUUGCAGCAUUUGAGAGACAUGGAGCUGACAGACAAGACUACUAACCUGACAGUGCUAAAAGCUACAGGCUACAAGAGAUGAUCUACAAACAGCGUUACAUCUCAUUCUAGAAUCUAAAGGAUAGGAUGGGAUAGGAUUCAAACAAUUUGUAAUAUCCGGUGAAGGGGCACGUACUAACUUUUUAGCGCUGCAAGCUACCGGAAGAGACCUGGGCCCCAUUCCACAAAAAACUUGUCAUCAGUGACAAAUGACAGUUUUUGUUAUAAGCUACUGAACUCCUUGCCUCUGAUUGGUUAUCAGCAGAUUUGUCACUGAUUUUUGUCAUUUGUCAUUGACAAAAGGCUUUGUGAAAUGGGUCCUUGAAGGCAGCUUUACAUUCUACAGAGUAGGAUUAUUUGAUUCGAAGACUAUUCAAUAGGGCUGAGGGCUUUGGGACUUAUCUCCUGUUCUGAAAGUGCUACAAGCUUGCCGAGGAGACGUCCAGGUAGCAUUACAUCUUAUUCUAGAGGGCAGGAUGAGGGGCAUACUCUAGAUUUACAGGCAGCCUUCCAUGUCCUUCUCAUUAUAGAUAGCAGGCAGAAUAUAUUUUUGUCUGUUCAGAGGCAAAAGGGCAUUGACUCUGUAUUGAAGUAUACAAUUUAAUGCCCUUCUGGCUCUAAACAGACGAUAUAAUGCCUGAUAAAUAAUCAGGGGAAACCCAUUUUUGCAUAGUACAUGUAGUCAUAUUACCUGUGCAAGAUCAAAUUGAGGCAUUGUUAACAUUAAUAAAGAAGACUCUCAGUUCUCAUUCGUGUGGAUGUGAAGAUUAUCACAAUAUCUGUUUUUAUAUAUGUAUAUUGAUGGCCUUAUUGAGGGAAGUUAGAAGGGGUUGUCACUAUCCUAGAAUGUGCAGCUUCAAGAUUACUUUUCUCCUUUUAUUCACAGGAUAUUUUGGAAUAAUGGGCAAUGCCUGUCAAGAUAUGGGAACAUCUACAUUCAACUCUCCUCAAUAUUUACAUAAUGUUGCAUACAUUAUAUCUUUCUUAUAAUUCAAUAGUCCAGAACCCUACAAGUUUCCUUAUAAAUUAUGAGGCAUUUCACAAUCUUGAAUCAAAGUUCUCCACGCUAUAAAAAGUUGGCAAGGAAGUAAAUAGAUGUGUAAUGAUAGCAUAAUCCACAAAGUUUCUACAUGUACAUAAAUAAGUAAUGCACGACAGUAAUAACGUGUAUUUCGUUAACCGGUAUGUUCUUGCUCAUAUUUAAAUUAUUAAAGUGUUCUUGAUAGUAACUCUA
This is a messenger RNA of Strongylocentrotus purpuratus (purple sea urchin), 2793 nucleotides long. RefSeq names its product ubiquitin-like protein 7 (gene ubl7). Lineage: Eukaryota; Metazoa; Echinodermata; Echinoidea; Camarodonta; Strongylocentrotidae. Gene Ontology annotation, molecular function: polyubiquitin modification-dependent protein binding. The transcript has 10 exons. The record is from RefSeq and is a predicted model, not a curated record. Gene Ontology annotation, cellular component: cytosol. Gene Ontology annotation, biological process: ubiquitin-dependent protein catabolic process. Bases 90 to 1241 code for a protein of 383 amino acids.